AUGGCUCCACCCGUGCGCAACCCGAAGGACUCGAUGAAGUCCACCUGGCGUUUAUGGGACCGCAGUCAAUGGCAUGCAGGCCACUGGCUUAUAGAGGUCCUAAAUGUCCACCACUGGGACCUCGAUAAAGAGAUCCCCGUGCACCAGAAGACAGACAAGGUCCCCUACGCCCCGGAGCCUCAGUUCCACGUGUGGGUGCUCUUCUACGCCAGCAUCCCACUGGUUCUCCACCAGCUCUACAUCAACUACGUCGGACACGGCCCCUCACGACUACUCACCUUCUUCUUCUAUAUGCUGUCGCUGGAAUUCAUCGCCGUCCACCAAACACACAUCCUCCGGCGCGUCGGCCACCAAAUCGGGUUCUUCGACGGCGACAAGCACCCCCGCGAUGGUGUCCCCGAUGUGGGCGUUGGCAAGACCGCGCAGACCCUCCUCUCCGUGAUUGUUCUGCGUCCGAUGAUGCUCGCAUUCCUCAGCUACAGCCCCCGCGACGACCAAGGCCCCUUACUAUCAAUCCCCUGGGUAUGGCUUUUUUUCGAAACCGGCGUUUACGCAGUCGUGCUGGAUUUCUGGUACUACCUGUUCCACCGCUCGAUGCACGAGAGCGACUCGCUGUGGCGCUUCCAUCGAACGCACCAUCUCACCAAGCACCCGAACCCUCUCCUGACUGCGUACGCAGACACGGUGCAGGAGUUCUUCGACCUUGUCGGCGUGCCGAUGAUGACAUACGGCACCAUGAAAGUCAUGGGGUUUCCGAUGGGGUUUUACGAGUGGUGGAUCUGCCAGCAGUAUAUUGUGUUCACGGAGAUUCUGGGCCACAGUGGUCUGCGCAUGGAGGCGACUGCUGUGAACCCGUGGACCUGGCUGUUGAGACUGUGUGAUAUGGACCUGGUGAUUGAGGAUCAUGAUCUUCACCAUCGGAAGGGUUGGAAGGCGAGUCAUAACUAUGGGAAGCAGACUCGUGUUUGGGAUCAGCUGUUCAGGACUUGGGUUCCUCGGGUGGAGGGACACCGGGAUAACAUCGACUAUGUGAACACUGCGAAAAUCCCUUUGUUCUAG
Messenger RNA from Aspergillus chevalieri, 1059 nucleotides. RefSeq names its product sterol desaturase family protein. Bases 1 to 1059 code for a protein of 352 amino acids. Gene Ontology annotation, molecular function: iron ion binding; C-4 methylsterol oxidase activity. Gene Ontology annotation, biological process: ergosterol biosynthetic process. The transcript has a single exon. The record is from RefSeq and is a predicted model, not a curated record. NCBI's taxonomy places the organism in Eukaryota, Fungi, Ascomycota, Eurotiomycetes, Eurotiales, Aspergillaceae.